Messenger RNA from Fusarium oxysporum Fo47, 1128 nucleotides. RefSeq names its product Alpha/Beta hydrolase protein. Lineage: Eukaryota; Fungi; Ascomycota; Sordariomycetes; Hypocreales; Nectriaceae. The record is from RefSeq and is a predicted model, not a curated record. The coding region runs from base 1 to 1128 and encodes 375 amino acids. The transcript is spliced from 2 exons.
AUGCGUUUCACUUCCCUCCUAGUCGCUGCUACCGCGACAUUCUCUCAAUGUCUCGCUGCGAGCUACGGAAGCCAGGGUGAAGUUCCUGCUAUUCGCACGUACUUCAUGGUCGGCGGAGGUUAUGUAGAUGAUGGUGCAGGCGGAGAGAUCUUCCGCGAUCAGAUGUACGUGGAGAGACUGGUACCUACCAAGGGACCGUACAAGUCUACGCCUCUCGUAUUCAUCCACGGACAAGCCCAAACAGGAACCAACUUCCUAAAUAAGCCUGACGGAGGCCGUGGUUGGGCAAGCCAGUUCAUCAACCAGGGCUACGAAGUUUAUAUCGUCGAUCAGACCUUCCGAGGACGAUCGGCAUGGGCGCCCCUCGCCGGUGCUACCAAGCCCUCCACAUACUCGGCAGAGAUCAUCGAGCAGCGUUUUACUGCCGUGCAGGAGUUUAAUCUCUGGCCCCAGGCUGAGAAGCAUACCCAGUGGCCUGGUACCGGCAAGCGAGGAGACCCUGUCUUUGACGCCUUCUAUGCUUCCAAUGUCCAGUUCAUCAACAAUGCCACCUACCAGCAAGAGACCGUCCAGGCUGCUGGUGCUGCCCUUCUUGACAAGAUUGGCAAGCCUGUUAUCCUCCUUGGACAUAGCCAGGGUGGUAUGAUGCCCAUUCUUGUCGCUGAUGCCCGCCCCAAGCUCACCAAGGGUUUGAUCCUUCUUGAGCCUUCUGGUCCUCCAUUCCGAGACGCCGUCUUCAGCACCAAGGCCUCUCGUGCCUACGGUCUGACUGACAUCCCCCUCGUCUACAGCCCUGCCGUCACCGACCCCUCCACCGAUCUUGUCCAAGAGGUCCAGCCCAGCCGUGGCGAGGACUUCGUCGAGUGCAUCCUUCAAGCCAAGGAGCCUGCACCUCGUCGUCUCGUCAACCUUGCCAAGAAGCCUAUCCUCCUCCUGACCUCUGAGGCUUCUUAUCACAUGCCCUACGACUACUGCAUUGCUCGCUACCUUAAGCAGGCUGGUUGCUCCAAGACCAAGCACAUUGAGCUUGGUGAGGUUGGCAUCCACGGUAACGGACACAUGAUGUUUAUGGAGAAGAACAGUGAUCAAAUCCAGGCUCUUGUUGAGCGCUGGGUGCGAUCAACAUAA